AUGUGUGGCAAUCGGAUGCUUAGGAGCCGAGGACUGGGUCCGUGCUACUUCUCAGAGCGAGUAAGGCAGAAGUUCGGGACUAGGCCUUGGGUCCACAUUGUCCUCUUGGGACUCAGGAGUCAGCGGAACUUCAUCUGCUCUGAGCAGGACGGUCAGCCAGAGAAGAUCCAUCUCUUCUGCAAGAGACUCCUCCACGCCGUCCUCAGACUCGGAGCCAGAGACCGGUAUCAGAUGUGUCCAAUGCUGUCGUGGAGGAGGACGAGGAGGAUAAUGGUGAUGAAGAAGGUGGGUCGGGUCCAUUCCACAUUGAACCGAUCCCAGUCACAAGGGAAGAUCUUGAUCCCAAUCAAAGCCAGUCUGCCUAUAGUCCCGUUGACCUUGAACCUUACUUACCUGAAGAAGUGA
This is a messenger RNA of Knipowitschia caucasica, 405 nucleotides long. NCBI's taxonomy places the organism in Eukaryota, Metazoa, Chordata, Actinopteri, Gobiiformes, Gobiidae. The record is from the annotation of a GenBank genome assembly.